UUUGAAGAGCUUGGGUGUUUUACCCGCUAAGGAAAUUUGCUCCAUCUCCAGCAGCAACCACUGCUCCUUUUGAUGUUGUGGUACGCCGUGCGCAUGCGCUUCACAUUAGAAUUACUGCACUGGCCAGAAUAAGUUGGAUCUCUUCUUCUCUUCACUGAAACCCUAAAUCAUAUCAAAAGCUAAAGGGAUGCUGAGAGUCCGGAGAAAGGGUUACUUUGGGAUUUGGUCAUUCCCUUUAAUAAUAGCCGCGGUGUGUGCACAGAGUGUCAAUGACCCUAGUAAUAUGUCACUGGUAAAAGAGACCGUGGAUAGACUGCUGAAGGGCUAUGAUAUUCGCUUGAGGCCAGAUUUUGGAGGUCCCCCAGUGGCUGUGGGCAUGAACAUAGACAUUGCCAGUAUAGAUAUGGUCUCGGAGGUCAAUAUGGACUAUACCUUGACAAUGUACUUUCAGCAAGCGUGGAGGGAUAAGAGGCUGUCCUACAAUGUGAUCCCUCUGAACCUGACUCUGGACAACAGAGUAGCUGACCAGCUGUGGGUGCCAGACACCUAUUUCCUGAAUGACAAGAAGUCCUUUGUCCAUGGGGUCACUGUGAAGAACAGAAUGAUUCGUUUGCAUCCAGAUGGAACAGUCCUUUAUGGACUCAGAAUCACCACGACAGCUGCCUGCAUGAUGGACCUGCGCAGAUACCCCCUGGACGAGCAGAACUGCACGCUGGAGAUCGAGAGCUAUGGCUACACCACAGAUGACAUUGAGUUUUACUGGCGUGGGGGUGAUAAUGCUGUCACAGGAGUGACCAAGAUCGAGCUGCCUCAGUUCUCCAUUGUAGACUACAAGCUUAUCACCAAGAAUGUUGUUUUCUCUACAGGUGCCUACCCAAGGCUGUCUCUCAGCUUUAAACUUAAGAGAAACAUUGGCUACUUCAUUCUGCAGACCUACAUGCCUUCUAUUCUGAUCACUAUCCUGUCCUGGGUUUCCUUCUGGAUUAAUUAUGAUGCUUCAGCUGCAAGAGUUGCUUUAGGAAUCACAACCGUGCUCACAAUGACAACCAUUAACACCCAUCUCCGAGAGACUCUUCCCAAAAUUCCCUAUGUGAAAGCCAUCGACAUGUACCUCAUGGGCUGUUUUGUGUUUGUGUUCAUGGCCCUGCUGGAGUAUGCCCUGGUGAACUACAUCUUCUUUGGCAGAGGCCCCCAGAGGCAGAAGAAGGCGGCGGAAAAAGCCGCCAGUGCCAACAACGAGAAGCUGCGGAUGGACGUCAACAAGGACAGAAGAAUAAUUGGCACAUAUCAUUGUCCAGAAAUGUAUUCAACAAAGAUGGACCCCCACGAGAACAUUUUGUUGAGCACCCUGGAGAUCAAGAACGAGAUGGCAGCCUCGGAGGCCGUGAUGGGGCUGGGAGACCCCCGCAGCACCAUGCUGGCCUACGACACCUCCAGCAUCCAGUACCGCAAGGCCGGGCUGCCCCGGCACAGCUUCGGCCGCAACGCGCUCGAGAGACACGUGGCCCAGAAGAAGAGCCGGCUACGGAGAAGGGCCUCGCAGCUCAAAAUCACCAUCCCGGACUUGACUGACGUCAACGCCAUCGAUCGGUGGUCCCGCAUCUUCUUCCCCGUGGUUUUUUCCUUCUUCAAUAUUGUCUAUUGGCUUUACUAUGUGAACUAAGAGACAAAGCCAUGCAGGAAGCAAGAACUGGAUUUCUCUUCAAACCGGUUGUACAGCCAAAAGUGGGACUUAGAAAAAUUCUAUUCAGGACAAAAAGUUACUUUAAAACACCUUAGUUGCUGGCCCACUCUAUGGUCUGUUUUUAUAAUGUUUUGGUUGUCUCUGCUAACAUAUAUGUUAAGUUGCGGUAUGGACAUAUCCCCCUAUCAAAAUAUAAGUGCAUUUUGAGUGUGAAGGCAAAUUGGAUUUUGAAAAUAGUUUCUGUCUCGUCCUUCACUCCCUUUUUAUUUUUUUGGUCCUUUUUUUUGAUGGUCAUUUGAUUUUAGUGCUACAAAUUAUAGAGCAGCAUUUGAGAAACAAGUUUGACUUUCAACAGCAGUACAUGCCAUUCCCAGGGAAACUGCAUAUCUGAGGCAUGCACCGACACUGCAAAGGGUGUACUGAGUUGUUGUCAUGCUUAGGAAACAUACACUUUACCUUUCAAAUGUGUAAACUUGAAAACAAAUAGUGCCUAUCAUCUUUCCAAGAUGAUGAUGGUCAGAGGUUUCCCAACCAUAUUCAGGUAUUUCCUUUUAUUUAUUGAAAGAAUUAAACCUUUGACUGAUAAUUUUAGGGUUGGGUGUUUGCACAGAAGCUGAAGCAAGAAGCACUAGUUUUGUUUGUCUUUAAAGGGAGAACAAAUGCUCACAGCCACAGUGGCCACAGUUGGGAUCAGUAGAGGAAUGUAGCAACGGAGUAAAAAUGCAUCCGUGAUGAAGGGGUAAAUAUUCUGCUGGGCUGGGUUGGGGAAAGGGAAUCAUCUGUCCAAAGUGCCAAACUUGGUUGCCCAAAUAGUAAUUCUGUAGAUGGCUGAAGGAAAGCAGGGAUGCCCUGCCUUCCUCUAGGGCAGGGAGAGCUGGAGAGCAAUCACAGAGUCCAGGGGCAAGGAGAGGAAAGGCUGCACUAUGGAGAAGUGUGUGUGUGUACACAUAUAUAUCUGUACACACAUAUAUAUCUGUACACGUAAAUAUCUGUACACAUAAAUAUCUGUACACUGUGUUGUCAGUUGUACCUCAGUCUCAAACAGUCGUGUGGAGUUGUGUGAUUUCUUCCAGGUUUGCCUCUUUCCAGCAUUAUUCCUGCUGCUCUUGGAUAAAGGUGGUGUAGUUCUUCCAGCAGUGGAGAUCCCAGCAGAUGUAUUUCCAUACAGGGUAUUUUCUCAGUCUGGAUUAGGCAAUACCAUUUCACUUUUGGUUUUCCUUAAUGCACUGUUUUAAGGGAAAGAAAUUGGUAGCAAUGACUUUAAGAGUUUAAUUCACUCUUGAGUGUUUCCUAUUUAGGGUGAUUUCUAUUGAAAAACUGGCAAAUUUCAGUUUUUCUUUAGGAAACCUUUUGAAAUAAAAGGUUGGGGUUUUUUUCAUUCCAUAGAGCUUUACUUUUACAGAGAAAAUAGAAUAAACAAAAAAUAAUGUAGACAAAAAUAAUUUUGUCAUUUUUUCCACUGUGGGACAUUUCUGUAAUGAAAAAAGCAAUCACGAGAACUGUAGAAAAAGUAUAAAUUCUUGAUGGCUUUUACUAAAUCAGAUCCCCCAAUAUUGUUCAACACACAAUGUUUCAAGAAGCAAAAGCCACAUCUUUUGCAUCCAUACUACCUCUUAUCUGUGUACAAAUCUUUGAAAGAAACUAGAUAGUGAAGGGUUUUUUCAGGAGAGAAAUAUAUCUUGAGAAUAUUUUUCAUAAAAUAUUUUCUUUUAAUUUUUUGUUCUUUAAAAGAAUAAUUUUCUUACAAGUUUCUGUGGAUUUUUUUCCCUGAUUGUCAGUGAAUGACAGUGAUAGGAGGAGAAUAGUUCUGGGAACUAAUAGGCCAAUUUUCUGACUUUGUUUUGAGCAUCUCAUGUGCUUAUUUCUGCUUCCCAUGGGAGGGGCUGGUUUCUGAGCCUGAGCUGGGAUUUGCCAUCCCCCCUCCGUGGCAGGAGGUUGUGUGGACGUUCAGGUGCUGCCUCCAGGUUCAGAUCUGCACUAGGGACAGACUUUCACCCUGGGGUUCACUCUCCAGGUCUGAGGUUCCCAGUUUGUUCCCACGCUCAGUCUCUGCUGCAUUUCAUGCUCGACGCAAUAACCUUUGUAGAUGCACUUGGGAUUUCUGCUGGGAGCUGGGAAUCACUCUGGAAUCUUUUCCCAGUUCUAAGAAAUGGAGCCACAGCAAAAUUCAGUAUUUCUCUUGGAGGUCUGUUCUUUAAAAGCGGUCCUAAUUACCCUAAAUAAAAGCAGUGUCAUAGUAUCCUGCAAAGGCUUUUCUUUUGCUCCCGAAAUCGCUGCUGCCUCCUGUUUUCCUGCCCAGAGCAGAGUGGGACUGCAGGGAGCUCCCACCUGCCUGGGUUGGGACCAGCAAACCCAAGAGCUUACAGGGAAUUGCUGACUCUGCACUGGUUCCCUGCUCCAGCUGUUCCCAAACCCACAGAGAUGAACCCUGGACCUGCACAUUCUCUCACUGAAGCUCCAGAACAAGCCAUAACACUCUCUGAUGCUGCUGCUCAGAGAGGGAAAGAAAUGUUUGGUUUCUGCUCAGGUGUCUCUAGGAAAGACAAAUUAUCUGGGGGGAAGGAGCACUUUUGCUUUUCCUAUGUCCUUCUGGCUAUUAAUGUGAUGUAUAAAAGUAGUGAAAGAGAAGGAUUCUAUCAUUUUGUACCGAGGCUUAACACUGUGAUCUAAAGGGGUGGGGGUGAGGAAGGCUGGUGAGGCACUGCCAGGGAGAAGGAACUCGAGCCCAAGGUGAGCCCUCACUGCUCUCCUGAGGUGCUCGAGUGAAAGGGAGGAAUUCUGCCAACAUACAUGAGAUAUGGGGUUUGCUACGUGUGCUCCCCUCCAGGUAAACUAGAAUAAAUUCACUUUUACUUUAGAAUUGACCGAAAAUUAAUGUUCUAGAUCUUUUUAAUCGUGUUGAUUGUUGUUAGUUUCAAUAAACAAAAUAUCAAAGUGAAUAAUUUAGAUAAAACUUGUAAUAUAAUUAUAGUUGCACAUUUUAUUGUUCUAUUAGACAUAAUAGCCAGCAAUUAAGGUGUUUUUCAUCUUUGUGAAAUUCAUGGAUGAAUUAUGACUAUAACAUGGCACAGUUUUAAUGAAAUAUUUGAGAUCAAUCUGUAAAUACAUUCUGUACAUGACUGCUAGUAAGUGAUACACAUUUUCAGAACUGACAAUUCAUGCAACAUGUUUCUGUGUUUGCAUAAGGAAUGUUACGUUUCUAUCCUAUCGCAGUUCAAUGACUGGGAAGAAAGACUCAAGCAAUGACAUCCUGACCAUUUCUUUUCUCAUUCCCAGGGGAGGAAAACAGUGUUAGAUCACAGCAUGGCACAGAGUUCUUCAGAGAGUUCUGACAUCCUGACAAAAAGGACAUAAAAUCUGUAAGGUACAAAAGCACAAUGCAUAGAGAAGAUGAGUGGUGGUCUCACACCUGGGGAAAAGAUCCUAUUUAUUUCAGAAAAAUAUGCAUUAAAAUGAAACCUCAGUUAAUUUUCACUAUAAUUAUUAGACUGUGUUCCAAUUCUGUAGCACAGUAGUAACCACAAGUGAAGGGAUGUGAAACAUUCUCCAGCUGUAUGUGCAUUUGGACACAGCCCUGCCUGUCUGUAUAGACAUGUGUGUGUGUGUAUACCCAGGGCAGUGUGGAUAUGCACACCCUUUCAUCUCUUGGUGUGUUAAAGGAAUAAGCCAAUACUAGUUUUGUUUCUACCAUCAACCAGUGUGUGAAUAUAUCUUUGACAAAAGGAGAUUAAUGUAUUUCAGCAAACCAAACAACUUCCUCUACAGGGUAACUGGGCAUUCCUGGGUGAGCAGCUCAAGGCUGGGUCUGUCUGGAGUGUUGGUGACAGUCCUGUACCUCCUGCAGCUGGAACCACACCAGUCCUACAUUGCUUGCCUAUUUCUUCUCUCUUUUUAUAACAGCAUUGUCCACUAGUAAGUUUUCAAAACCAACCAAUUCCUUAGGGAACCAACAAAAAAAAAGGCAAAAAUAGUAACUAUUUCUAGAAAAUAAUCUAGGGUGGGCUGGCCAGGGUACAAUACUAUAUCAGUAGUGAUCAUAACAUUUUGCUCUGUGUACAUAGAACAUCCAAUGUGAGCAACCAUGACUUAAGCUGAACGUGUGUAAAUAUUAUCAGAUUUCUUAAACAUUUUUAACUUCUAAUUUGUACUUUAUGGUAAGGCAAAAAGCUAAUUCUACUUAUGGUUUAGGUUAAUGUGUCCUAAAAUUAUGUAAAUAAUUAAAUAAGCUGUAAAUGAGCAGGCCAUAGAUACAGUAUUUGUUUAGUGACUUUUUUUUACUAAGUACAAGAAUUGCAGUGCUCUAGCAGAGUAAUUUAAACACCCUUUUGCAUAAACAGAUUUGGACUCCAGAUAUCAAAUAGUACAGAAGGUGCUGUGGUGUAGAGUGGCCGUGGUGGCAACGUUCCUGCUGGCACAAGUGACUCUUCUGUGUGGUUACAGUGUUCAGGCACCCCAAUAGCUCGGGCUCAGAGCUGGAGCAGCAGGAACAAAGGGCCUGGGUUUCACUUGCCAUGAGGCACUUUGGUGUUGCUGCAGGGAUGGACAGGUGAACAUCAGGGUAAGUGAGAACUGAGCUGGUGAUUUCCUUGCAGAAGCUGCAUAUUGCUCUGUCUGUCUCUGAAAUCUCUCUCUCCUAUGGUAUCUAAUAGUAGACUUCUAUUUUUCUUUAAAAAAAAAAAAAAGGUUUGACUGUCGUUAGAUAGCAUAGUCCCCCAAAGCCAAAGAACCUUCACUCCAGAAAUUCUUUAAAAGGGAAAUCUAAUAAGUCACUGCUUAACACCAAAGGUAAAGCUUAAUAAAAUGCACUAGGAACUUUGUCUAAAUUUUUAAGAAGCAAAUGGAAUGUUGAUGAUCAAAAAGACUGCCCUAUUCUACUUUGUAAAAAUAGUAAUAAUUUAAAUAUCCAUUAUAUAAAAUUGAAAUAGAUCAUCUCUACAAGAAUAUGCAACACUAACAUUUCAUAAGUAUAAAGUUAUUUUCUUUGUAAGUGCUUUGACAAAAAAUGAAACUUAAAUGAUGAAAAAUCUCACCUCUACUUUCAUACUAAGGGUUGUAUUUUUUUAAUGUUUUUCAGACAUGAGGUCAUCUAUACCAAUUUGAUAGCAUUUUGUAUGUUUUCACUGUUGCUGUCAUUUGGCAGAUCCUCACCAGGCUGUAUUGUUCAUGGUCUGUCCUGUUACUUUCAGUUGAAGACAAAAAGAACAUUUGAAACAUGAUUAAUUCUGACAAACUGCUUAUGAUUUGACUUCUGUCACGUUUUUAUUUGCAUGGGUGUUUAAAUGGUUCUGUUAGUACUGUCUUUGCACAGUUCUGAUUUAUCUUUUUUUACUUAGUACUAUUUAUUUCAUAAUGUAGUAAUCAUCAGCCUUACUAAUGACCUUGUAGCCUUUCUUAUAUGCACAUAAUGCACAUUUUCCAAUGGCUAGAAAAUGCAAAAUACUAGUGGAUAUCAUUGCAUCAGAUCUUCAUGUCUUUCUCAAAAGGACUGCUAACCUCUGGGAUAUAUGAGGUAGUAAAAUGAUGAUUGUAAAUGAGUAGCACAUAAGAGAUAUUUUCUUGAAUUUAAAAUUAUUGCAGCCAGUUUCAGCAUGUAAAUAUAUAAUAAUGUUGGCUAGUGUGUAAUUCUUGAAUUAAAAAAUAUAAAUAAAGAAAAUCUAAAAU
Molecule: messenger RNA, 7345 nt
Organism: Chiroxiphia lanceolata (lance-tailed manakin)
Lineage: Eukaryota; Metazoa; Chordata; Aves; Passeriformes; Pipridae
Gene: GABRB2
Product: gamma-aminobutyric acid type A receptor subunit beta2
Exons: 11
Coding region: 188-1663 (491 amino acids)
Biological process (GO): monoatomic ion transmembrane transport; nervous system process; regulation of membrane potential
Cellular component (GO): synapse; GABA-A receptor complex; membrane
Molecular function (GO): extracellular ligand-gated monoatomic ion channel activity; neurotransmitter receptor activity; GABA-A receptor activity
Source: RefSeq, a predicted model, not a curated record